AUGGAAGAAGAAGAAGAAAAAUUUACUUUAAACGAGCUGAUGGGAAAAAAUAAAGCAGGCGGUUUAAGCCUUAAAAAUAGUCAAAAGAAAAAAUAAAAUUAAAAAAAAUAGUAAAUCUAAAUAUGUAAUUUGUAAAAUAGUUUAAAUGCUGAGUAGAAUUAAUAAAUCUAAGAUUCUAAUAAUGAAUCACUAGAUAGAUACUUAAAAAGAGCAUUUAUUAAAUGCAAAACUAAAAAGGAGAGGAAAGAAAUGAAAAAAUUGAUAGAAUAAGAAAUAAAAAAUGUUAGUUAGGUAUCAAGUUUAUCAGAUUUUGAAUGGGAUAAUAAGGAAUUGCCACUUUUAAGCAGAGAAGAUAUUGAAAAAAGGCUAUUUAAUGAUCCAAACGCAGUAAAUUAGUUGAUUAAUCCAUCAGAAUAAUAAAUAAAAAUAGUAGAUGCUAUAGUUAAGAAAAUAAAAGAGGAGUUAUUAGGUAAUAGCAUAAUUAAUUAAUAAUAGACAGUAAAUGAAUAAAAUAUUACAAAUUUAUAGGAAUCUAUCAAUUUAAAUCAAUAGUAAAACAUUCUUAAAAGCAACACUUGCACUUAAAAUGAAUAAAAAAUUUCAAACAAAUUAACAACAAAUAAUUUAUAAAAUGAUAUGGAAAUCGAAGCUUAUGAAAGCAAUAAAUAUUUUGAUGAAGAUGAUUUUGAUGUUGAGAGAAUGAAAGUGCCUAUUAUUGGAACAAGUACAAAGCUUGAAAAAGAAUAUCUUAGAUUAACCAGCUAUCCAAAAGCGUGUGAUGUUCGUAGUCCAGAAACAUUAGUCAAGAGUUUUGAGUUUAUCACUAAUAAAUAUGCUAAUAAAUCUGAAGAUUAUCAUUAUUUUUAAAGCCAAUUUCGUUCAAUUCGUUAAGAUUUGCUUAUUCAAAAUAUUAAAAAUGACUUCACAUUUUAGGUACUAGAAGUAAAUGCAAGAAUAUGCUUAGAAAAUUAUGAUAUUCAAGAAUAUAGUCGAUGCUUAGGCUAAUUAAUUUGGAUGUAUAAGGAGGUGGAUGAUUUAGCAAAAACUAAUUACAAAGAAUUUAUUUAUUAUAGGUUAAUAUAAUUUAUAUUUGAAGACAAGAAAGAUAAUCUUCUUGCCUGUCUUCAAGAAAUAAAUUAAGACGAAUUGCUAUUAUCUAAUGAAUUUGAAACAGCUAUGAAAUUUUAGCAUGCUAUAUCUAUGGGAAAUGUUAAAGGAUUCUUUAAUCUUUUUAACAGUACUAAAGAUUAUGGCAAAUAUAUAAUGAGUUUAUAUAUUAAAAAAUGGAAAAUAUGGGGCAUUAGAAUAGUAUGCAAAACCUAUGGCCCAUAAGCCAUUAGUUUGUCGCUUUUCUAAAGUGUUUUUGGGUUUGAAUCAAUCGAAAAAACAAAAGAAGAGCUUAAGAAUCUCAACUGCGUUUUAGAUUAAAAUGAAGAAAAAAUCCUUGUUAAAGACACAAUAAUUUAAAUAGAUUAAUAAAAAAUUUGA
Molecule: messenger RNA, 1488 nt
Organism: Tetrahymena thermophila SB210
Lineage: Eukaryota; Ciliophora; Oligohymenophorea; Hymenostomatida; Tetrahymenidae
Product: SAC3/GANP family protein
Exons: 1
Cellular component (GO): nucleus
Source: RefSeq, a predicted model, not a curated record